Molecule: messenger RNA, 575 nt
Organism: Bactrocera neohumeralis
Lineage: Eukaryota; Metazoa; Arthropoda; Insecta; Diptera; Tephritidae
Product: nematocyst expressed protein 3-like
Exons: 2
Coding region: 130-561 (143 amino acids)
Source: RefSeq, a predicted model, not a curated record
CAUAUGCAAUUAUUAUAAAAGAUCUAUCAAAGCGUGCGAUAUGCAUCAAAGUCGUUCACAACGUCGGGCAAUUAACAUCGGCUCACAAAAGUUUUUACCACAAAAAAAAAAUUUUAAAUAUUCCAAAAUAUGGCCUAUAAAUUUGUUCUCAUCGCUUUGUUCGCCUGUGUCGCUGUAGCGAACGCUGGUCUACUGCCUGCCGCUGCCAUUGCUCCUGGCUUUGUCGCACCUUAUGCGUCAUCGUUCAAUGCUCAUCACAUUAAUCACGCCGUUGCGUUGCCAGUCGCUCCACCCGCAGUGCCAGUUGCUGCACCGGCACCCUUCGCCGUGGCUGCCCCACCAAGAGUAGCCUUUGCUGCCCCUGCUCCUGUUGCAGCGCCUUUUGCGUUCGCACCUAAGGUGGCUUUGGCCGCCCCCGCACCGGUUGCCUUCGCUGCCCCUGCUAGAUUAGCUGCCCCAAUCGCCGCACCUUUGGCUGCGCCUCUGCCAUUCGCACCGGCGCCACUCCAAUAUGCUCCAGCACCUCUGCGUUUCGCUGCGCCAGCACCCUUCCUGGGUUAAAACGAUGAAACCAC